Messenger RNA from Osmia lignaria (orchard mason bee), 2614 nucleotides. It is a transcript of the gene Naprt, whose product is annotated as nicotinate phosphoribosyltransferase. NCBI's taxonomy places the organism in Eukaryota, Metazoa, Arthropoda, Insecta, Hymenoptera, Megachilidae. Gene Ontology annotation, molecular function: nicotinate phosphoribosyltransferase activity. Gene Ontology annotation, cellular component: cytosol. The record is from RefSeq and is a predicted model, not a curated record. Gene Ontology annotation, biological process: NAD+ biosynthetic process via the salvage pathway.
AGUGCAGUAAUAAAACCUGUAAUACACUUUCUACGCGUUUGCGUUCUUGAUCGAAAAUUAUAACAGGCUUCCUAGUAAUUUUUUAAGAAAAGUCUUUACUAUUGGUGGGAAUGGCGGAAUAACAGGUCGCGUCGUUCGUAACGUCCUUCAAACGUUCCUAUCGAUUCUGGGAGUACACGGAGACCUAUAAUACGAAGUUCACCGUCGAAACAUGUUAGUUCGUCGGUAACGGUGCCUGACCGAUUGUCGUUCAGUGACUGCUGGUAACGUUCGUCGCUGUUGGAUGAAACUAUUGCAAUAUUUUUUUUUUUCUUUCAAUCGUACCGUUUUAAGUUGUGUCUACUAAAAUUUGAAAGAAAAUGUCAGAUGACGAGGGUAUAUCAUGGUGUCACUCGCGUCAAAAUUGUGUGGUUCAACCACUUUUGACAGAUUUAUAUCAGAUCACAAUGGCAUACGCUUAUUGGAAAAGUGGCAAAAUAAAUGAUCAUGCUGUAUUUGAUUUAUAUUUUCGUAAAAAUCCUUUUCAAGGAGAAUUUACAAUCUUUGCUGGCCUGGAGGAAUGUAUUAAGUUUUUAGAGAAAUUUCGUUAUUCUUGUAGUGAUAUUAAAUACUUGAAGUCAAUAAUGCCAUCAUCGGUGGAUCAAAGAUUUUUUGAAUAUUUAAAAGGCCUUACCCCAAAAGAUGUCACAAUAUACGCUAUGGAAGAAGGUUCAGUUGCUUUUCCAAGAAUACCAUUACUAAGAGUAGAAGGUCCAUUAAUAAUGGUACAACUUUUGGAAACAACACUGUUAACCUUAGUUAACUAUGCAAGUUUAAUGGCUACAAAUGCAGCCAGAUAUCGUAUGGUUGCUGGGAAAAAUAUAACAUUGCUAGAAUUUGGUCUUCGAAGAGCUCAGGGUCCUGAUGGUGGUUUAAGUGCCUCUAAAUAUAGUUAUAUAGGUGGUUUCGAUGGGACAAGUAAUGUUUUGGCAGGAAAACUGUAUAAUAUUCCUGUAAGCGGUACACACGCGCACGCAUACAUUACAUCCUUCACUAGCAUUGAUGACUUGCAGGAAAAAAAUUUGGUACAUAAAGAAACAGAAAAGGUUUAUGAUCUUCUAGAAUUAGCUUACAAACAUCGGGAUUCCAUUGCAGCUGAUGUAGGAACACUAGUUUCUGAGGCUUCUAGUGGAGAGUUAGCUGCUUUGAUUAGUUAUGCCAUUGCUUUCCCACAACGAUUUGUUGCUCUUGUAGACACAUAUGAUGUGAAAAGCGUCGAAGCCUCAGCCAAGAGACAGGCAUGUAUAGCCAGCCUAAAUGUAAAGAAUAAACGUCUAGCAAAUGGGUCCAAUACACAUGCCCAAAAUGGUGUCAGAAACAAUCCAAUUAUAUCAGAAUCGACUUCACAUCACAAGAAUGGCUUUUUAAGACGAGGCGAAUUGGGUGAGCUCUAUGUGAGGAGUGGGCUACUAAACUUCUGUGCAGUGGCACUAGCUCUAAAUGACUUGGGUUAUAAAGCAGUUGGUAUAAGAAUUGACAGCGGAGAUUUAGCAUACUUGAGUAAUACUGCAAGGGAUAUAUUUGAAAGAAUUGCUGUCAAAUACAAUAUACCCUGGUUUGGAAAAUUGACAAUCUGUGCAUCAAAUGAUAUAAAUGAAGAAACUAUUUUAAGUUUAAAUGAACAGAGUCAUAAAAUUGAUUGCUUUGGAAUUGGAACACAUUUGGUAACGUGUCAAAGACAGCCUGCAUUAGGCUGUGUUUAUAAAAUGGUUGAAAUCAAUGGUCAACCUAGAAUUAAGCUCAGCCAGGAAGUUGGUAAAGUGACAAUACCAGGAAGAAAAGAUGCGUUUAGAUUAUACGGAGCGGAUGGAUAUGCGUUAAUUGAUCUGUUGCAAAGAUCAACGGAAGAAGCCCCGCAAGUAAAACAGAAAGUUCUUUGUAGACAUCCGUUCCAAGAAUCAAAAAGAGCUUAUGUUAUUCCUACGCGAGUAGAACCAUUACACAAGGUAUACUGGAAAAAUGGUAAAUUGUGUCAACCAUUAUUAACAUUACAAGAAAUACGAAAUAGAGUUCAGGAAUCUUUAAGAACACUUAGAAAUGAUCAUAAAAGAAAUUUAAAUCCUACACCAUACAAAGUGGCCGUCAGUGAUGAUUUAUAUAAUUUUAUACAUGAUUUAUGGUUACAAAAUGCACCAAUCGGUGAACUAUCGUGAACCAUCGUGAAGUUGUAUAUACAUUAUUUUGGAAAAUAAUGAUUAACAAUGAUUGACGGGAGAACGUUUAUUAAAAAUUAAGAUCACAAAUUUAAAUGGCCUACCAUUAUAUUAAAUUGGAGGUUUCAAAAAUUUAUUUUUUACACUAACGAAACUUCCAAUUGUACAAGUAUCAUUUUAUUACAGUAGUAUUUUUGAUCACUUAUAAAAAUCACGCUACAAUAUGUUUAUAUAAUUUUAUAGAUGUAAAGCAGAUUGCCUUUAGAAAUAUGUAUUAGUAUUAUAAAUCGUAUUACUUAGAGUAAUAUUAUUUAUAAUAAGUCUCAUAAGCAGGUAGUUACUGUGGAUUUUGAAUAAAAUGCAAAGCGGGUACACGUGAAUUAUCUAUGCACAAUUUAGAUACAAGCUGUUUUAUGUUUAAA